AUGGCUUCGUGGCUUCACCCCGAAAAGAAAAGCAACCAAAAUCUUCUUCCACCUCUGCGACAGAAAUCAAGAAUACCAGUCAGAGUGACUCAUCUGAGCAGCGAAAGUAAGGGAAGUUUGGAUGAAAAAGCCCUUGUGCAUAGAGAUUCAGACAGAAAACUUCAAAAUAAGCGGCCGUCGCGGAUUCCGAUAGCGGUGGAUGAGAAGAAGAACAAAGAUGAUACUAAAGAAAAUCUACCCGUGUAUGUUAAAAUACAAGGAGAAGAACCUCUUGGAAAACAUUCAGGUAUGUUCUUUUUCCAGCAGCUAGCUAGCUUCAUUCUUUUCAUUCAAGUGUUACGUAUGGCAAUUUAAGAGAUUAUAGAAAACGGUUUCAGGUGAAUGGCUGGAAUAACUCAAUCGAUUGUAUCAUACCAUACACCGUAGGUUUGAUGAACUGAGAUGAAUUGUAUUACAUUUUUACCGAAACCAUGUUAUACAGGGUUGUAAAAAGACAUUGUUUUAAUGUUUUCGAUUUAUAAAAUUCGACGAGUAAGACUUUUUCUUAACUUUAGUUCUUAUCACUGUAGAAAAGAAUGUUACGAGUCGCCAUUUUUUAUUAUUCUGUUUAUUUCUUUAUGCAGCUCUUCAUUUUCACACAUCCUCUUAUACUUUUAUUUAUUUAUUUUCACCUUGAUUUCCUGAUUUAAGUUCAACCCCAGCAUGUAGAGAUUUUGAGCCGUAAAAAAAAAACAAAAACAAAAACAAAACAGGAGAGAGGCCGCUGUACACCGCUCUUAUCAGCUAUCUUGUUUUGUUUCAAUCCACUUGCUCAGUUGAUGCUCGUUUGCACAAACUGGAGGCAGAUUCCUACAUUUAAAACUUCAUGACAUUUUCUGAGGAAAUUACAUGUUAGUGAGUGAUUUUUGUCAGGAGGAACUAACAAGUGAUUUUUAUACGAUCACAGGUAUUAAGCUAAAAGAUACUCAAGGAAAAGAGGAAAAGAAAAAAGCAAGUACCAUUUCUUCGACCGCAGCUAAAUAUGGCAGUUAUAGGCGUGCUAAAGAAACGAUGCCAAACGUCAGGCGGCGAAUACCACGACAACUUACACCCUUAGAGACAGACUCGAAACAGGUGAAUCUAAUAAAAAUCGAUGAUUUGAAGUGAGACAGCGAGAAAACCUUUUCAUGAGCAAAUAACAUAGGUGAAAGACUUCGUAAUAAACACCGUCUCUCUGGAGGACGUGGAAGUUAACUUGAAUUUACGUUUCUGAGAAGAAAAGUGAGAACGCCAAAAAAAGAAUAGUGCAUCCUAAUUAGGACUCAUGACCACUGCGUUUGUCUCGGCCGGUUGACACUUUACUUUUAAAUAAACAGGUCUGCAGCGAUGAGAAAGAACCACGAGAAGAAAGCUCGGCUAGUGAGGUAUCAUCCUCAGCCAGAACAGAAGAUGUCACGCCAGAUUUUGAAUGUAACGUUGCACCUGUGCUCGAGGAAGAGCUCCGUAUCGGGGCCGAAGCAGAUUUCAGUGGCAGUGAGUUUGGCGACGACUUUGAACGUCACUCAAAAUCUAGCGACGAAAAAGCAAUGCCUAACGUACCCCCAUGGCUAAGAGAGGAGUGCAAGUUAGUAUUCAAAUAACUCAUUUUGUUGUUGUUGUCUUUCUCUCUUUUAUUUACACUUCUUGCGCCAGACUUCGAGAGGUCGGCGCGGCGCGCAAACAUCAAUUUUUUUUCGCUGACUUUUUUUGUUUUUACUCGUGCAACGGACUUCACAGAGAAAGAGAGUCUGCGUAGUCUUUUCAUUUGCAGUCAGUGAACUCUUGUUUAUGAAUUUCACGUUUUGAGGCAAGUAAGGAAGUGUAUGCGCGUGAUACCAUUUAAAAUCUGUAAACUGUAGACAAAGAAAUCGCAGAAAGUAAAGCCGGAAAACUGAGCGAAUUCAAGCCUUUGCGGCGUCUGAGCUCAUUGUUUCACAACAAAUGAUAUCUGGGCAUCAAGCCGAGGGCUCGAUCCUCGUCGAAGCCUAAAAUAAUUUUUUCAGGCUUUUUUUGUGCGAUCAAUUUGUCAUUUAUCACCUACAGUUCAUUUGGUAUUUCAUACUUCUUAGAUAUAGAACAUAUUUCCAAAAAUAACAAAGCAUAAUUUGACACUAAAGGAAAUAAUGCGAAUUGUGGAUUUCUGGAGGUUUCUAUGACUCAAGAUAGUAGUAAAAUUGGCGGCCUACGUUAUCCUUUUUUGGUUGAGAAAACGAUCCCAAAUUUUUCAAAGCCUCAAGGUUUUGCUCAAUAUUGAAAGUUGUAAUUUUCGAGAUACCCGUUUAUUUUGUUUAUGAAGCGAAUUCUUCAUUCUAAUGACCAAGAUUCCUUGAAGGAGUUGACUAUUAGAGACUUCGAUUUAGUUGAUCAAAAUAAAUUUAUUUUAUGCAGGAAGAGAGAAGAAAUCACCCUUAACAAAAACAUCGUGAAGGAUGACACCGCCGUCACAAACGCGGCACAAAAUAUCAGGCUUGAACCAGAGCUUGAUACAGAGGACAAAGUGGACAAAUGUGGUUUGAGCGAGGAAGAGUUGGACUGUAGUUCUUUCACUGAGUCCAGCGGAUACAAAAGGAAAAUGGCUGAGCUGGACGAAAAAUCCAGACGGCUCAAGGCACAGUUUGCAGAGGAAAACAGACAGGCUAUCGAAUCUAUGAACAAGAUCGUAGAGGAGAUCAAACAGAGCCAGGCAAGGGAAGAUAGCAUCACAAAUGAGAUACAGGAGAUGAGACAGAGACAGGAUGAAAUAAAAGACGAUCUUAAACGCCUUGAUGAGAUUGGCCAAAGACGAGAGCUCGAGGAUAAAAAAUGGAGAGAGAGGAUGGAAAAGAAAAAGAAAAAGGUCGCACGUAGACUGGAGAAGAUAAGAGCCGAACGACGUAAAUAUCAAGAAGAGACAGCUGAUGAAGACGGCUCAACAGAAGAGCACGAACAACCGGAUGAGAAUUUAAAUGAAAAUCGAGAAGGGGAGAAAUGCAAACAUGUCACCAUGGAGAACAAAACUGUUGUCAGCGAAGAAAUUGACGACAACAAAGUGCUAUAUGAGCCUCACGAGAUCAAAGAGUACAAAAGUGUGAAGGAGUUGGAAAAGAAGCGGAAAAAACUAAGACGGUUGGAGAGACUGGAAAAGAAGGCAAUUAAAAGAGAGAAGUUAGAACAAAGAGAACGAAAGAAGAUAGAAAAACAAAAGCGAAAAGUUGCUCGCAAACUUGAGAAACUCUCAGGUAAGACUUCAAAGAUUUCGGAAGGAACCUCAGAAGCUUCUAAAUGUAUAAAUCAGCCCAUGGAGGCUUCGAAUACUACGACGAAGGAGAACUUCGAUGAAACACCGAGAGUGAGUAAAAGUAAACCAUGCACCGAUAAGACUUCAGAUGGGAAAGAGUCCAAGCAAGUCCAAGCAGCUCAUUUUCCUGGAUUGCCCACCAAUGGAGUGGAGGUUGAGAAAAUUGAAGAGAAAUUGGCUGAAGUUGAAAAUAAACAGCAUAUAGCUUCAGAUUCAGGCGCACCCGCUAAAGUAGGAUGGGAAAAAGAGUCUUACAGUGACGCCGCGAAAAAAAAGGAGAAAGCAUGUGACUAUCUUGACGAACAGAUAAAGAGAAUCGAUGACAAUACUGAUGCCGAAGUAGUGUCCGCGGGGAGAGAAGACACACUAGACGAUAUAUCUAUCGAAGAACUUGGGUUGGAACAGGCGCUAAACUUCGAUCAAGAAAGAAAAGGUGAAAUUCAAAUGGAGCCCGAAAAUAGAGACUCCCUCUCGGACAACUCUGGAACAGUUUUAUCAAGGACUGGACGUCAAGAACCCUUCAGACAAGAAAAAGAGAAACGCCCUCAGGGCGAACCUGUUGCAAUGAGUCACGUAAGCAAUUUCCCUUCGCCUGAUUGCAGCAAACACGAUGAAUAUCGUGCAGCAGACGAGCCUGUUUACGAAGAUGUCUCGGUUUCAAACUGCGAAAAAAACAACGGCUAUGGCGAUUAUAAGCGAGACCUUUUCAGCAGCUUUAGCCCAGUCACUGAUCAGACAUCUCCGCUGACACGAAAGACGUCAGGCAGAUUUACAUCGUUUGACCUGCAGCCGUUGUGUCGCUCACCUGAGAUGGGAGAGGAAAACCCAGUACUGGAAGACUCGCACUCGAAUGUCAACGAAUCAUUGGACAGCGAACACACUAGCCAAAAUUAUAGAAACGAGGAGGUCCCUCUACAACUAGAAAACAGAUCAACCGAAAACAAAGAAAAUAGUGGCGAGGAUCAGUCGCAGUUAAUGAGCAAAGGAAGCCAUAACCAUAGCGAUGAAACACCAGAGCAAGUGAAGUGUCCAGUCACCUACCAAACUGCUCCACUGACAAGAAAGGUCUCAGAAAGGUUUACACCGUUUUGCCUACAGCUGUUGUGGCACUCACCUGAGAUGGCAGAGAACAAUCUAACAUCGGAAAAUUCGGACUCUAUCGUCGACGAAUCAGUUGAGAGCGAACACAUUGACCAAAAUGACAGCAACGAGGAGGUGCCUCAACAGCUCGAGAAAAUAUCUCCCGAAAACAGAGAAAACGAUAUCCAGGAUCAAUCGCAGUUGAUGAGAGAAGAGAGUCAUAGUCGUAGUGAUGAUACAUUCGAUUUAGUCAAUCACAGAGUCACUAACCAAACUACACCCUUUACACCGUUUGCUCUACAGCCGUUUUGUUGUCUACCUGAAGAGGCAGAAGAUAAUCAAAUAUUGCAAGACACAGAUUCUACGGUCGACAAAUUAGUAGACAGCGAGCAUAGCAAUAAAAAGUAUAGUAACGAGGAGGUGCCUCAACAGCUCGAAAACAGAUUCGCCGAACAAGAAGUCGAGUCAAAUAAAGAUGAUGCCAACCAUACGACCUGCAGCGACAUUCUCGAAGGUUUUCAGGGGACGCUUUCCGAAAGUAGAGUUCCCUGCCCAGAUGACAAAACUGAUAAAGAUACUGACUCUGAAAUAAGUUGCGGUGAAGAAACUCGCCGUUUAUUUAAGACGGACCCGUUCGCCAAUUUCGUCAAAGAAGCCGGCGAUGAAAGCCGUAACAAAAAGGCGCUAACUGAGCUAAUACAAGAAGAGCUGAUAUCUACAUUGGAGAGUCCAGCUAAAUGCUCUUUAGCAGUCGAAAAUGGAAACAACAAUGAGAGACCUUUAAAAGGCGAGGGGAGCACUAGUCACAAAGACGAUAUUUGCGAUCAAUUUAAGGACAGAGACCAAUUUACUAGCUCGUCUUUUCACUCACCUGAACUAGGAGCAGGCAAUGAAAAGUUGGAAGUUACGGCCUCUACAACUAACCAAGUGGAGGGUAAUAAAGAAAGCGAACGUGAGCGACCUAACUUGGAGGACUCAUCUUAUAUGACUACAAACAACAUAAAGUCAUAUAAUGACGCUAACGAUACAUCCUGCAACGAUAUCCCUGAAGAAUUAGAAGAGAUACUUUUGGUAUCAGGGGUGUCCUCCUAUACGGAAGAAGAAAGCGUUUACGAGACGGACGUGCAUGUAAUUUGUAAAGAAGAAGAUAGUUGCACCUCUAGCUCUGACGCACUAUCUACCUCCUGCCGUGGUGAUAUCUCGAUGGGAGCCUAUGAGACCAACACGGAACGCAGAAAAGAAAACGUGUUAAGCGAUGGAAGUGGACAAAUGUACAACGUAGAUGAUAUAAUUGACGAUACAGAAACAGCUGUAAUCCCGGAGGAAUUUAGAUUUAAGAACCGUAACUCUUUCUCGGAAGAACAAAGUGAACAUGGGCGCUUAGAGAUAGAGAACACAUUAUUAGCUUGUAACUACGAAAAGGAGCCUCAGCAACUCGAAAAAGAAUUGGCUGAAAAGGAAGACAAGUCCUGUAAUGAUGUGGACGAUACAGUCUAUAGUGAUAGACCCAAAUGGAUAGAAAUGGGGCAUACACGAGCUUGCAGGGAAAUAAAAACUACUCCAGAUAACUCGUCUUUCGUCCAAAAUGAUGACAAAACUAUAGAGGGAUUAAAGAACAUCUUUCAAACUGGCGAGAAGCAAAAGAUGACUGAAAAUAAAGAAAAUUAUUGGAAAGAAGCCGAGGUCCUCGCUAAAUAUUCAGAUGCCUCGUUCGAUGACAAAAAAGGAAGUCUUUCUUCGAUUGACGACAAAGGCGACUCCGUCCUACAACAACACAAAACAAAAUUAUGCAAAAAACGAAAGAAGGUUUCCGAUGACAUGGCAAAAGUUUCUUUGGACAUAGAAAAUUCGAUUGAGGACGAGUUUAUUGAUGACUUCGACCGUUUCCUUGAUGAAGUUGAGGAAGAUAUAUUAACAGAGGAAAGCAUGUCUCAGAUUUCACACAGUGUUGAGAAUGAAGACGAUGAGAAAAAUGUUGAUGAAUGCAGUGCUUUGCCAAGUCACGAGCGAUCGGUAGCGGCAGUCGUAAACACUUAUGAAAACUUAUUCCAGUCGUUUAGUUGUUCACCUGAAGAGGCAGAAGAUAAUCAAAUAUUGCAAGACACAGAUUCUACGGUCGACAAAUUAGUGAACAGUGAGCAUAGCAAUAAAAAAUAUACUAACGAGGAGGUGCCUCAACAGCUCGAAAACAGAUUCGCUGGAAACGAAGUCAAGUCAAAUAAUGAUGAUGCCAACCAUACGACCUGCAGCGACAUUCUCGAAGGUUUUCAGGGGACGCUUUCAGAAAGAACUGCUCCUUGCUCAGAUGACAAAACUGAUAAAGAUACUGACUCUGAAAUAAGUUGUGGUGAAGAAACUCGCCGUUCAUUGAAAACAGACCUGUUCUCCGAUGUCAUCAAAGAAGCCGGUGAUGAAAACCGUAACAAAAAGGCGCUAACGAAACUAAUACAAGAAGAGCUGAUAUCUUCAUCGGAGAGUCCAGCUAAAUGCUCUUUUGCUGUCGAAAAUGGAAACAACAAUGAGAGGCCUUUAAAAGGCGAGGGAAGCUCUAGCCACAAAGACGAUAUUUGCGAUCAAUUUAAGGACAGAGACCAAUUUACUAGCUCGUCUUUUCACUCACCUGAACUAGGAGCAGGCAAUGAAAAGUUGGAAGUUACGGCCUAUACAACUGACCAAUUGGAGGGUAAUAAAGAAAGCGUACGUAAGCGACCUAACUUGAAGGACUCAUCUUAUAUGACUACAAACAACAUAAAGUCAUAUAAUGACGCUAACGAUACAUCCUGCAACGAUAUCCCUGAAGAAUUAGAAGAGAUACUUUUGGUAUCAGGGGUGUCCUCUCAUACGGAAGAAGAAAGCGUUUACGAGACGGACGUGCAAGUAAUUUGUAAAGAAGAAGAUAGUUGUACCUCUAGCUCUGUCGCACUAUCUACCUCCUGCCGUGGUGAUAUCUCGAUGGGAACCUAUGAGACCAAAACGGAACGCAGAAAAGAAAACGUGGUUAGCGAUGAAAGUGGACAAAUGUACAACGUAGAUGAUAUAAUUGACGAUACAGAAACAGCUGUAAUCUCGGAGGAAUUUCGAUUUGAGGACCGUACACAUUCUUUCUCGGAAGAACAAAGUGAACAUGGGCGCUUAGAGAUAGAGAACACAUUAUUACCUUAUAACUACGAGAAGGAGGCACAGCAACUCGAAAAAGAAUUGGCUGAAAAGGAAGACAAGUCCUGUAACAACGCCGACGAUGCAGUCCAUAGUGAUAGACCCAAAGCUACUCCAGAUAACUCGUCUUCAGUUCAGAAUGAUGACAAAGCUAGAGAGGGAUUGAAGAACAUCUUUCAAACUGGCGAGAAGCAAAAGAUGACUGAAAAUAAAGAAAAUUAUUGGAAAGAAGCCGAGGUCCUCGUUAAAUAUUCAGAUGCCUCGUUUGAUGACAAAAAAGGAAGUCUGUCUUCGAUUGAUGACAAAGGCGACUCCGUCUUACAACAACACAAAACAAAAGUAUGCAACUUUGAUUCGUUGAAUGACAAAAAACGAAAAAAGGUUUCCGAUGACAUGGCAAAGUUUUCUCCAGACAAAGAAAAUUCGAUUGAGGACGAGUUUAUUGAUGACUUCGACCGUUUUCUUGAUGAAGUUGAGGAAGAUAUAUUAACAGAGGAAAGCAUGUCUCAGAUUUCACACAGUGCUGAGAAUGAAUGCAGUGCCUUACCAAGUUACGAGCGAUCGGUAGCAGCAGUCGUAAAUAUUUCUGAGUAUUUAUUCCAGCAAGAGUUUUCUAAGGCUUUGGAAACUACUAUACCUGACAGUAAGAAAGAGUAUACAUCGCAAUCGGAAAAGUCUUCAGAGGAAGAACUCGAACUGGAGAAAAGGAAAUAUUUGGCGAAAGAUGUCUACCGAUCAGAAGAUGUUGCUGAGUACAGAUACGUCAUUGGAAUAGCCCUUGACAAGUUGAAUCAAAUAAACUCAGUGUUAACAGACUCGGGAGAACAGUUCCUUGACAGGAGAAUAGAACAUGGACGUUGCGCCGUACACGGGGAUAUCGACUCAGGUACAAGGCUACUUAACAGUAUUGAUGUACUCAAUGAUAACGUUAAAGGCGCGGUGAAAGAUUUCAAACUUGCAAUUCAAAUGACUGAGGUAGAACCAAAGUUCCACAAAGAAAACGACGUGGUGAAACUUGGACAAAUUAGAAAGGAAAAUACCGAGCUUGAAAUACAGAUAAGCGUCAUUAAGGAGGAACUUGAGACGUACCAAAAGAGGAUAGAACAUUUGCAGGCUGACCUGGAUGAGAGCAAAGAUGAAGUAAGGCGACUGCAGUUAAGGGAAGAAUACAAAGAAAGGGAGCUGUCAAAUUUAAAACGUGAUAUUCAGAGCAAGGAGCGAAAAUGGGAAGAAGGAAAUGAAACCGUGGAAAAGGUUAUGGGGGAUAUAAAAGAAUUAUGGGAUGAUGUCGAUUUCUUGGAGGAAAGCUUAAAGAACAGUCAAAAAAGCAAUGAAGAUCUGAUGUUUCAGGUUGAUGAGCUGAAGAAAACGAUAAAGGAAAUGAAAAAGGAGUAUUGGAUGGAACAUAGUCGCGGUGGGUGCGGGCAUCUACGCGAAGAAGUAGAAUUAUUAAACGGAUCCCUAGAAUUGAAGGAACAGCGAUUAGUUCUGUUGGAAGGACAACAGGCUAGACAAUUUUCUCAGCACGCAGUAAAGGAUGAAGAAUCGAGAGAACUUAAAGACGAAAAUUUGAGAGUAGUCAGCAAAUUGGAAGAUCAGCUUGCAAAACUUAGCAGAGAAAAUUCAGCGCUCACUACGGAAUUGUUAAAAGUGUCAGGGAAGGACGAUGAAGUGGGUGAAGUGAAGGAUGAAACGUCGAGCAUUAUUGAACAUCUCAGGAAAGUAAAAGUUGAGUUAGGCCAAGAAAAUUAUAUGCUAACAUCAGAACUAUCACAGGCACUGGUGGAAAAUGAAUCUUUGAAGAAAGCAAACGGCCAAGUGUCGAACAUGAUGAGGCAAUUUGAAGAUGAGCUUGCUAGGCUCAAGAAAGAACACUCCAUGACAGAUCUGCGAGCUGCAUCAGACGAGAAUAACCGUUGGAAUGAGAUUAAAGAAGAGACGUUUGGUGUUGUGCGUCAACUUGAAAAUAAAAUUUCGAGACUUCUGGAAGAAAACUUAACCAUAGCCGUGAAAUUGUCGGAGGAAUCAGAACACAAGACACAGUUAAACGAGCUAAAAUAUGAAACAACAAAAACGAUUAGCGAUCUUAAUGAUGAAAUUGCGAAGUUGCAAAGGGAAAAGUCCAUAUUGUCCUCGGAACUAUCAGCAAAGGAAUCAGACAAAAAUAACCAGUUGUAUGAGUUAAGAUGUGAAAAAUGGAAGAUUGAAAGAGAACUUGAAGGUGAAAUCACAAACUUAAGUCGCGAAAACUCCACUUUGACCGCGAGACUAUCAAAGGCAUCCGAAACGAAUGACAAGCUCAAAGAACUGAGAGAACAACUGGUAGCUUUAAGCUGUAACAAUAGCGCUCUUAAAGAAGAGUUAAUGAAAGCUAAAAAUCGUUCUGCGAAAGAUUUGGAAAGUGUUCAUAAUGAUAACUGUGAAUUCGCUCAAGAUGAAAAGUGUUUAAGUGGAGGCCAGAAAAAGAAAAGCCCUGAAAUCAAAGUUUUAAAGAAACGCGUCCGUCGAUCUGAACGUGAACUUGUUAUAUUAAGGAAAUUCCUUCGACAAAGGGGUCUUGACUUUGGAGAAAGGCUAACACGCGUUGUUGAUGGAGAUGUAACAAGUACAGGCGACGAGGAAGUGAGUGCAACGGACACUUUGCAUCUUUCUCGAGAAGUCAGGCUGGACGAAGGUAAAAAAUAUAAAGUGCAAGAAACGGAAAAAACCAUCAGAGAUCUCCGACAAACUCUGCAGCAGACGGAACGUACUUUGGAACAUACAAACAGUGCUUUGAGAUUGAAGACAGAGAAAACAGAUAUUUUAGAACGCUGCUUGAAGGAAAAGGAAGAAAUGCUCCAGAUGAAAAGCCAACAGAGCAAGCAGGACAUAGAGCAGACCGAAGGAACUUUGAGAUGGCAGAAAGAAAGAACUGAGGAACUUAAGGUUCAGUUGAAAAAUCUAACUGAGGCGGCGGAGGCUUUCAUGAAAAGUAAAGCAAAGGAGGUGGAGGAAGCUUACUGCUGUAUCAAGGAGCAAGAUGAGACGAUAAAAAAUUUACUCAAAGAGAUAAGGCAGGAAAGAUGUGAGAAGGACCGCCGCGUAUUACAGUCUGAAAGAAUAGGAGAACUUGAGACUCAGUUGCAAAGAAUGGAAGAAAUGAAAAGAAGCACAGUUCACCGAAUUGAUGCCUUGGUGCUCGAAGUGAGGAAACAACGUUCAGAAAAAGAGCGUUUAAAAAGGGUCAUAGAAGUUAAAGAGUGUACUUGUUGCGAAGACAAAGACCUUAUGAAGAUAACUGAAAAUCAAGAGAAUCAGUUACGCAAGAGGGAUGACCUGACAGAUGCCACUCUCACUUCUUUAAACAACAACAAGAGGUCACUACAGGAAGCUAAUGGCACUAUCGAUAUGCUACACAAACAGUUGGAGCGGGAAAAGUCGGAUAAAGAGAAUCUGAGAAGGGCCUUGAAGGCGUCAGAGUAUGAUACUAAUGAAAGUAACAGAUUGAAUCAGAAAAUUGAAAAACUAGAGAACCAACUACAAGAGAUGGAUGAUCUACGGGAAAAUACUUUACGGUCUCUUCAGGGAAAAGAAUGGUCGUUAGAAGAGGCUCGUAAUAAGAUCAAAGAAUUAACACGAGAAAUAGCACGAGAAAAGUCGGACAAAGAGUAUUUCAAGAAGAAAGUCGAUGCUGGAGAGAAUACCUCUAAAGGGGAGAGAUUACUAUUGGAGAAAACAGAGAAGAAGCUACGAAUAAUGAAUGAGAGGCACGACAGGGCACAAGAAUCUCUUGAGGCUAAAGAGCAGAAAUUGAAUGCAAUGCACAAUGGAAUUGAGAGAAAAGACAACAAAGUCAAGAAAUUAAAGAAAGAACUCCAAAGGGAAAGGUCUAAGAAACGAAGUCUUAGAAAGGCGAUGGAAACAACUAAAUCUAAUGCUCAGAAGCAGAGGGAGCUAUUGGCUGAGAAAGAUAACGAAGUGGACAAACUGAAAGAGUUAGUUUAUGAUUACAAGGAAAAGGUUGAAAAACUCAACAUUAACUUGACAAAGCUUAGAAAGGAGGUUGAAAUCGCCAGAGAGCUCCUGGCUCAUAGGAAUUUUGAGAAUGACAAUUUGCUGUCCCCACAGGGAAUAGAACAUAAUCGCCUGAAGCUCGUUAAAAAAGAGACCAUCAGAAAAGCAGAGCAGACGGGUUGCCUAAUGGCACAGGUGGGAAAAGGGCUGAGGAACUUGGUUCAAAGACAAAGAGAAGUGUACGCAUCGAGCCUGAUAAUGAAGAAGACGGAAGCCUAUACAGCUAGUGUUGUGGAAAAAUUGAGAAAAGAUUUGAAUGAUAGAGAAGAAUCCGUGAAAUACUUCAGGAGUUGUUCUCAAGACAGUGCUAACGAAUGCUCGUUCAUGCGACGGCUGCUUGAAGAUAUUCAAUGCGAAAAUGCUCACCUCAAACGGUGUCUGGGAGACAAGGAUGAGAAAGUAAGAAUGCUCGAAACAAUUGUCAAACAACUGGAGGAAGAUCUUCAAAAGACGCAAAAGUAUUUAAAAGAAAAGGAAGUCGGGUUUGUUGACGCAAAUGAAACCCUACGAUUGAAAUGCUCGCUUCUCACAACCAUAGAGGCCAAAUUAUGUUUAAGGAACAAAGAGAUGGACGAAUUAACACAAGAAAACGAGGAGAAAAGCUUAGAGCUAACUCGCAUCGAGACUACCCUUAGAGAAGUGAAAAAAGAGUUAGAUAUUGCUGCAUCCAUCAUCGAGAAGCAAAAUGAACAAUGUGCUAACCUUAAGAAUUGUGCAAUGAGAAAAACCCGAGAUGCGGAAGAGAUGCAUGACGAAUUGAAACGCUUGUCAACUCAACUUGUAUGUAGCAAGGAGGAGAAGUGUAACCUUCACAGAGCAGUGUUAGCUGCCACAUCGCGCUUGGAAUACGAGAGGUUUUUCGCAGAAAGAAAACAGAAAGCUCUACAGGUGGAAGUGAAGAUGGGUUUGAAAGAAUUCAAUACCAAAAGUAAACAGUUUUGGGAUAUGAAGAUGGGCCUUCGGGAGGCUGCGGCUCGGAUCUCUGUACUUGAAGAUGAAAAGGAAGAGCAAGAGGAAAACUUAGCAGCCUUUAAAGGAAAAGUAUCACGAGAACUUGACCUAUUAAAGGAGACACGGCAUGGGGGAAAUGAAGAGUCGAGUUCGCUUCAGUUGACGAUUGGUUCAGCAGAAAGUGAGAUAGCCAAGCUGACAAAGGAGAAUCAAAAGCAGUUCAGGAUUGAGUUACUGCACAAUGGGCUCGAAAACAAGUCUUCUGAGUCGUCAUAUGAGGUAGGAUAUUUUCAUUGCUAAGUGCAAGACGCAAGAGCGAGUAAGAACGACCCGAAAGCGCGAGACGAUUAACACGAAAACUAACUAAAUUCUGCUGUUAAGUUAUAUUUUUUAAGUGUUCAGAUUUAAUUAACAAGGCGGAAAUUGUGGCACGCACGUUUUUUAAACAUGCAAUUCAUUUUUGUUCAUAUCAUCUACAGGAAAGCACCUUUCGCACCCGAGAAACCACGAGAGGAAAAGCUUUGGCAGCCAGUAGUCAGGGAGACACUCAGAGUAAAUGGUCAGUGAUAUUCUAUCGUAACUAAAGCGUUAUAAUAAAGUUUUUGGUAAAGUUGCAAAACCCGUGACUUUUUCCAGCUUUAUUGUUAAUUAUUCAAACAUUUCACCGAAAAACAAGCUAAACAAAAUUUAGGAGGUCUUGGAACCUGACGCAUUCCAUGAUUAUUACCAAUGCCAUAAUGCUGGGAUACUCAUCACGCAUUAACCAUUGUCAGAUAAUGCGAUUACCUUCCAAGGUAUUUCCAUAAUUUCCCCAGGUUUUCCCUGUCAUCUUUUAUUGGGCGAUUUGAUAAUUAAAAUGUUUCCUACUUUUCAAUGCAGGGUGAAUAACUCCAGAUUUGAGAAACGUUUUGAAACAAGGGGAGAUAAUCGUUUCAACCGCACUGGUACUAUCACAGCUCGUGGAUCAUCUAAUACAGUUUCGAUCCUCCUCUACAAUGGUUAA
Molecule: messenger RNA, 13538 nt
Organism: Pocillopora meandrina
Lineage: Eukaryota; Metazoa; Cnidaria; Anthozoa; Scleractinia; Pocilloporidae
Source: the annotation of a GenBank genome assembly